This is a messenger RNA of Glossina fuscipes, 1374 nucleotides long. Its product is annotated as acid phosphatase type 7-like. Gene Ontology annotation, molecular function: acid phosphatase activity; metal ion binding. Bases 1 to 1374 code for a protein of 457 amino acids. NCBI's taxonomy places the organism in Eukaryota, Metazoa, Arthropoda, Insecta, Diptera, Glossinidae. The record is from RefSeq and is a predicted model, not a curated record. The transcript is spliced from 5 exons.
AUGAAUUUGUUAUUUGAAAUACACUUACUGUUUCUAUUAUCCGCUAAGAAAGUUAGUUUUGUUGGCGCGAGUUUGUAUGAAUACCAACCGGAGCAAAUGCAUCUGUCGUUCGGAGAAACCGUGCGCGAUCUAGUCGUGACAUGGACGACAAAUCAAAGGACGAAUGCAUCCAUAUGCAAGUACGGUAGAAACGCUGUGGAAUCUACAAAAGUGAAUACUGAAAGUCCACGACUCUUCAUAAAAUAUAUACAUAGGGUGACGCUGAAAAAUCUUAAAGAAAACACUUGCUAUAAAUAUUAUUGCGGUAGCGAUUUAGGCUGGUCACGGAAAUAUUGGUUUUGCGUCCCACAAAAAAAUGAAAACUGGUCUCCUUCGUUGGCAAUUUACGGUGACAUGGGUCUUACUUAUGCAUAUUCCCUGCCAUAUUUAAGCGACGAUGUUCAAAAUCGUAUGUACAACGCCGUCAUCCAUAACGGUGAUUUCGCUUAUAAUCUCGAAAGCGAAGAUGGCGAAAGAGGCGAUUUAUUUAUGAAACAAAUUGAAAAUAUAGCCGCAUAUGUGCCAUAUAUGGUGUCAGUUGGAAAUCACGAGGCAGCUUAUAACUUUUCGCAUUAUCGUAAACGGUUCGCUAUGCCGGGCGAAUCGGAAGGUCUUUAUUAUAGCUUUAAUUUAGGUCCCGUACACUUUGUGGCGUUUUCAACCGAAGUCUAUUUUUACUUGCAAUUCGGCUAUGAACCAUAUUGCAAUCAAUACAGUUGGCUCGAAAAUGAAUUAAGGGAAUCGAACAGACCCGAAAAUCGGGAAAACCGUCCCUGGCUUAUAACGUACGGUCAUCGACCGAUGUAUUGUAGCAACGAUAAUAUCAAUGAAUGCUCAAUAAAGGAAAACGUAAUACGUACAGGCGAUCCUAAUAAAGAUUUAUUAGGCUUGGAGGAACUUUUCUAUAAUUACGGCGUUGAUGUUGAAAUAUGGUCACAUGAACACUCGUACGAACGUUCUUGGCCCCUAUAUAAUUACACAGUGUUAAAUGGUUCCUUAACUGAACCGUAUCGCAAUCCAAGAGCUCCAGUGCAUAUUAUUACCGGUGCUGCGGGGAACAUUGAAAGCCAAGACUCUUUCUCUGGAGAUUUGCCAGAAUGGAGUGCUUUUCGUAGUCAGGAUUUCGGUUACACUCGUCUCAAAGCUGUUAAUAAAUCGCAUAUGUAUUUUGAACAAUUUUCCGUGGAUAAAGAAACUGUUAUCGACAAAUUUUGGAUUAGUAAAGAUAGAGUGGAGCCCUACUUCAAGAAUGCAAAUCAAUCGUAUUAUAGUCAGUCGAUCGAUUCAAUUAGUUACUCGAAUUCCUUUUCCAAACAGAACUUGGUCUGCACAUAA